Messenger RNA from Daldinia childiae, 1653 nucleotides. Its product is annotated as putative deacetylase complex subunit protein. Bases 1 to 1653 code for a protein of 550 amino acids. Gene Ontology annotation, cellular component: Sin3-type complex. The transcript has 2 exons. Lineage: Eukaryota; Fungi; Ascomycota; Sordariomycetes; Xylariales; Hypoxylaceae. The record is from RefSeq and is a predicted model, not a curated record. Gene Ontology annotation, molecular function: histone deacetylase binding. Gene Ontology annotation, biological process: negative regulation of transcription by RNA polymerase II.
AUGGCUGCAACUGAAUCUGCCCAGUCGUCAGCUUUGGCGGCUACAUCCAACAAGACCACCCGAACGUCUCCCCCGCCCCAGUCUAAACGCGACAAGAGGCGACAGGUCGUAAAUGACCGUCUAGCUGUUUUGGCUGAUAAGUUCAGCCGGGACAAAGAUAAACACUACCGAGACGAACUUCAUAAGAUACAAAUCGAUGUUAACCUCGUCGGCCGAGUCGAUCCCUAUGCCGACCGACCUCUAGACGCAAUUGAUCGCGAGUACCGAGAAAUACAGCAUGCUACCAAUGCGCAACAGACUACAAAUGUUAGUAGUAAUGGUAGUCCUAAGCGAAGUCUGCUCGAAAUGGCAGGCCCUACAUUCUCUGAAUGGGUUCACCAGAUAGAAGACCUUGUCGAGCAUCGCGACUACGAGAUGACUAGCCACAAGAUUGAGUACGAGAGGAAGCUUCGUGAACACCAGAAGACACACGCCUAUAAAGUCGAACUAGCCAAGCGUGAACAUAAAACUCUCUCAAACACCCUUAGAGACCGUCUUAUUAAUGGUAUUACUUCUAAGAAGUACCGAUUAGGCAAAGAAAAGGAAGCCCUGGAUAUUGCAGAUGGCUCUGCUCUCCUUCUACACCCGAAUCAAUACAGCCUCACCAACCCCGCAAGCCCUGGAGGAACGCAUGGGAAGCGAAAUACUCGACUACGAAGAGAGAUGGAGGAGCUCCCAGGCUACUCGGAUAACAAGAAGAGGAAGCGAAAUGCCGCCGAUGAGGAGGGUUCACCAGCUCCCAAGAGAGGAGCCCUUGAUAGUUCCAAUACUACGCCUUUCUGGUCGAGCGAAAGAGUCAGAGGUCUACGUAAGGAGACGGGACCAGUCUACAGCAUUGACAAGCUUUUCACCGAUAAAGAACUAGCCAUGACCUAUAAUGCUGCUGCCCUAGCAGCCCAUAAGCAUCUCUUGAUACGCCGAGACACAAACGGCAAUAUUAUUACUCCCGACGAGAGUGUCGCAGACGGUAAUGACGAUGAAGAUGAACCUUCUGCAGUAAAUAUGGAGCGACAGCCCUCACAUACUACGCGAAGUACUCGAGGUGGACAUGGUCAACAGAAUUUCUACGAUGACCAAGUCCUAGGAAUAGAGGGCUUGGCCAAUUUCGAGAUACCGGGAAAUCUCGAUAAGGUGGCUGGCUCGGAACCUAAGCUCCCCCCUCUUACUCAUUCGCAAUACUCGAAGGCUUAUAGAAGGGACGAGUCGAAUACUCCUCCGACCUUGAACGAAAGCGACCGAGAUAGAGAUCUUGCAGUGAUGAAACUGUUGAAGACAUACCAGAAUAAGCAUGGUGUUGGCGCUAAUCUUGACGUUAAUAAUGGCGGCCGGAGACUGCUCGAGUCUAUGGCCGCGCCGCUACACAAGAGCAAAUACGUAGCUUAUAUGCAGGGUCCAAGGCCUUCCACAGACGCAUUAUCAGAAUCCUUGGGUGUUCAGGAUAGCGACAUGAGAGGCGAAGCCGCAGGUGUCGAACCAGAUAAUGGCGGAAGCGCUAAGGACUCCCCAGCUGUGGGGAAGGAUUCCGCACCGGGAAUUCCGAUGAGCAGACAGAGUAGUCUGGGAGGUGUUGUAAUGAGUCGAUCGGGAAGUGCACGGGGCAAGCGAAAGGCCUAA